GAUUUAUUUAUUUUUUUCUUUUAUUGCAGCAGAAUUCCGGAAGCUCUGUCACAGCAGCUGUUUUCGUUUGAAUUCGUGUUGAUUUUAAUUUGUUUAAACAUAACUGGAAUCAGUAUAAUAGGCUAGCAGUUUUAGCAGCGCGUGACGUUUAACGACGUCUCAAUAUAAUACAUAAAUGGUCUAUAAUGCAAGUCUGUCACACGCGACAAACAAAUCAUGGGCAACGGCAUGAAUAAGGUUAUUGAUGGUCUCUAUCUAGGAAAUAUAAGAGACUCUGAGAACAGAGACAGUCUGUCCCACAAUGGCAUCACCCAUAUUCUCUCUGUGUGCAACAAUGCAAAGCCUGUGUUAGAGGACAUGACUUAUCUUUGCAUUAAUGCAGCUGAUGCCUCCAGCCAAAAUUUAUGCCGUCUUAUAGUUAUUGGGCUGCAGUCAGCAUCAAUAAGGGCCUUAAUUUGUGUCGAGGAUGUCUUCACAGACAGCCUGUUAGAUCCUCCGACGCAGAGCAGGAUAUACCUUUCACUUUGCAGGUCUCAACAUUUCAAAGAAUCCAUACGCUUUAUUCAUGAGUGUCGACUUAAUGGAGGGGCAUGUCUAGUCCAUUGUCUUGCUGGAGUGUCUCGCAGUACCACCAUGGUGGUGGCUUACCUAAUGACUGUUACCAACUACGGCUGGGAAGAGUGUCUGAAUGCAGUAAAGGCUGUGCGCUCAUUUGUGGACCCGAACUACGGCUUCCAGCUGCAGCUGCAGGAGUUCCAGAUGAAACAUGUGUCAGAGUACCGGACAUGGUUGCAGACCAGCUACAGACCCAGCCCUUUUAAAGACCUGGAACAAGUCGAAGCUUUACUGAGUUUAUACACAGAACAGGGAGACAAAACGAUCCAGAGUGGAUGAUUUACAGUGCAUCGGGCAGCAUAAGAUCAAAGAGACCCUGAUUUCAGUUUCUGUUUUCCACCUACUUUAACCCUAGCUGGACAGUAAUGACAUGUGAGGCAAUCUGACAUAUGUAUUUCACAUAAAAUAGUCAUGCUAAUGUGAGAACUCUUGAGUUAAUCUUGAAAAUCAAAGUGAUUAACCAUUUCAUAAUUUUCAUUAAUUCCCUUAAACAGCUUGAAUCAGUUAACAACAAUGAGAACAACUCAAGCUGUCAAAAUACAUUGUGCAUUUGGAUCUUUUAGCUUUGGCAGUAAUGGAAUAUACUGUAUAAUUUAUCAGUAAAAAAAAUACACUACAACAAUAAAGUAGCCUUUCUGAAUGCAA
Puntigrus tetrazona (Sumatra barb) is the source of this 1260-nucleotide messenger RNA. RefSeq names its product dual specificity phosphatase 22a (gene dusp22a). Gene Ontology annotation, biological process: transforming growth factor beta receptor signaling pathway; protein dephosphorylation; regulation of cell population proliferation. The record is from RefSeq and is a predicted model, not a curated record. The coding region runs from base 217 to 894 and encodes 225 amino acids. Gene Ontology annotation, cellular component: cytosol. Lineage: Eukaryota; Metazoa; Chordata; Actinopteri; Cypriniformes; Cyprinidae. The transcript is spliced from 8 exons. Gene Ontology annotation, molecular function: protein tyrosine/serine/threonine phosphatase activity.